Molecule: messenger RNA, 1721 nt
Organism: Nezara viridula (southern green stink bug)
Lineage: Eukaryota; Metazoa; Arthropoda; Insecta; Hemiptera; Pentatomidae
Source: the annotation of a GenBank genome assembly
CUCAGUCGAUGGCUGCGGGCUACCGAAUCCAGUUCGAGUGGUACGACCUCGGGGGUGCGGUUCGCCUUAACAGCUCGAGUCGCGUCUUACUUUCGGCCGAAGGCAGCAGGGCUGUGUGCGAGGCGAGCAGCAGCCGACCAUCCUUGAGUGCUUUGGAUGUCCUCACCGCGGUAUCGGUCGUCCUCUGCUUGGCAAGGAUAUGUACUCGCAAGGCAGUCCUCUUCCGCCAGUCGAGGCCGAUAGUGCAGCCAGAGGUCGCGCCGUGCACACCCGAACCCAAGUGUGCAAGACCACCUGUCAUCCACCCGCGACGGUGUCACUCGGCUGUCGCUGACCUAGCUCCAUGUUAUUCGGAGCCUAGAGAAGAGAGGUGUAGUGAAGGAGAGAGGGUAAACGGCGAAGAGGAGACAGAAGACGAAAGAGAGAACCCGGCUGAGUACUGCCUAGGCGGCUACCACCCCGUCAGCUUAGGCGACCUCUACAGCAGUCGCUAUUACGUCAUCAAGAAGUUAGGAUGGGGUCACUUCUCCACUGUCUGGUUCUCAUGGGAUCUCAGAGGAAAAAGAUUCGUUGCUUUAAAGAUAGUGAAAAGUGCCCCACAGUAUACAGAGUCAGCCUUAGAUGAAAUUAAACUCCUGAAUGCUGUCCAGGUGACGGAUAAGCAUGACCCAAAAAGGCAAAGAAUAGUGGAAUUGUUGGACCAUUUUAAAAUUAAUGGUCCAAAUGGUGACCAUAUUUGUAUGGUUUUUGAAGUAAUGGGAGAUAAUUUAUUAAAGCUCAUUAUCGAUAGCAAAUACAGAGGAGUGCCUUUACCAGAUGUUAAAAUUUUAAUUAAGCAGGUACUGGAAGGGUUGUGUUACUUACAUGAGAAAUGUAAAAUCAUACACACCGACAUUAAACCAGAAAAUGUGCUGAUGUGUGUGUCGGAAGAAAAAUUGAUCAAAAUGGCUUCUGAGGCUACUAAAUUGCAAGGUUUGAAAAGCCGCUUACCCUUAUACUUAGGUCACGAAAAACUGUUUAAUUCUGAAGUCGAUAACAUCCAAAAUAUUCACGAUAGAGAAGAUCUGUUAUUUAAUAUCUAUAUGGAAAAUAAUUCGUAUAGACUGACAAGAAGCAAGUCAAGGCUUGAUAUGAAACCUGCUGUGCAGAACUCUUUAACGAAAGAAGAGUCUCUUCAGCUUUUAAAACAAUUUGAAAGCCCUUUAAAAAACGCAGACAGUAAACUACAAGUAAAAAUAGCAGAUCUUGGAAAUAGCUGUUGGGUGGAUCAGCACUUCAGUGAUUCUAUUCAGACAAGACAAUAUAGAAGUCUGGAGGUGAUAAUUGGAGCAGAAUAUGGAGUUCCUGCUGAUAUUUGGAGUUUAGCUUGUAUGGCUUUUGAGCUUGCAACUGGAGACUAUUUAUUUGAACCACAAGCAGGAGAAGAUUACACAAGAGAUGAAGAUCAUUUAGCUCAUAUAAUAGAAUUACUCGGCCCAGUACCAAGAUAUAUUAUUAAUAGUGGAAAGUGGUCAGAGUUCUUUUUUCGUCCAUCAGGUGAAUUAAGAAAUAUUCAUAAUCUUAAGCCAUGGUGCUUAUAUGAAGUAUUAACUGAAAAAUACCAUUGGACAAGACAAGACGCCUUAGCAUUUUCUGCUUUCUUAUCUCCAAUGUUAGCUUUUGACCCAGAGCUAAGAGCCACUGCAGCUGUUUGUUUAAAUCAUGAUUGGUUGAAGUUAUGA